This is a messenger RNA of Talpa occidentalis (Iberian mole), 4183 nucleotides long. RefSeq names its product dual specificity phosphatase 7 (gene DUSP7). Gene Ontology annotation, cellular component: cytoplasm; cytosol. Gene Ontology annotation, molecular function: MAP kinase tyrosine/serine/threonine phosphatase activity; protein tyrosine/threonine phosphatase activity. Lineage: Eukaryota; Metazoa; Chordata; Mammalia; Eulipotyphla; Talpidae. The record is from RefSeq and is a predicted model, not a curated record. The coding region runs from base 1 to 1260 and encodes 419 amino acids. Gene Ontology annotation, biological process: negative regulation of MAPK cascade; protein dephosphorylation. The transcript is spliced from 3 exons.
AUGAAAAACCAGCUCCGCGGCCCCCCAGCGCGGGCGCACAUGUCGGACUCGGGGGCGUCGGCGGCUGUGGGCACCGGGGCGGGGUCGGAGCCCGGUGCGGGGUCCGGAUCUGGCUCGGGCACCGGGGCGGGCGCGGCGACGGGCGCGGGGGCCAUGCCCUGCAAGAGUGCUGAGUGGCUGCAGGAGGAGCUGGAGGCGCGCGGCGGCGCGUCCCUGCUGCUGCUCGACUGCCGGCCGCACGAGCUCUUCGAGUCGUCGCACAUCGAGACGGCCAUCAACCUGGCGAUCCCGGGCCUCAUGCUGCGCCGCCUGCGCAAGGGCAACCUGCCCAUUCGCUCCAUCAUCCCCAACCACGCCGACAAGGAGCGCUUUGCCACGCGCUGCAAGGCGGCCACCGUGCUGCUCUACGACGAGGCCACGGCCGAGUGGCAGCCGGAGCCCGGCGCUCCCGCCUCGGUACUCGGCCUGCUCCUGCAGAAACUGCGCGACGACGGCUGCCAGGCCUACUACCUCCAAGGUGGUUUCAACAAGUUCCAGACAGAGUACUCAGAGCACUGCGAGACCAACGUGGACAGUUCGUCCUCACCAAGUGGUUCGCCGCCCACCUCAGUGCUGGGCCUGGGGGGCCUGCGCAUUAGCUCUGACUGCUCGGACGGUGAGUCGGAUCGAGAGCUGCCCAGCAGUGCCACCGAGUCAGAUGGCAGCCCUGUGCCAUCCAGCCAACCGGCCUUCCCCGUCCAGAUCCUGCCCUACCUCUACCUCGGCUGUGCCAAGGACUCCACCAACCUGGACGUGCUCGGCAAGUACGGCAUCAAGUAUAUCCUCAACGUUACGCCCAACCUGCCCAACGCCUUCGAGCACGGUGGCGAGUUCACCUACAAGCAGAUCCCCAUCUCUGACCACUGGAGCCAGAACCUCUCCCAGUUCUUCCCUGAGGCUAUCAGCUUCAUUGAUGAGGCCCGCUCCAAGAAGUGUGGUGUUCUGGUGCACUGCCUGGCAGGUAUUAGCCGCUCGGUGACAGUCACCGUGGCCUACCUGAUGCAGAAGAUGAACCUGUCACUCAAUGAUGCCUACGACUUUGUCAAGAGGAAAAAGUCCAACAUCUCACCCAACUUCAACUUUAUGGGGCAGCUGCUGGACUUCGAGCGGACGCUGGGGCUGAGUAGCCCGUGUGACAACCACACCCCCAGCGAGCAGCUCUACUUCUCCACACCCACCAACCACAACCUGUUCCCACUCAACACGCUCGAGUCCACGUGAGACCAGGGUCCCAGGGGCCAGGGUGCCAGCCCUCCACGGGGCCAAUAGGUGGGCCUGCACCUGCUGCAUCUGGCCCGAGGAAUGGACGAAGGUCUCCUGGGCCCAGGGGCCGAGUUUCCCUCACCUCGGCAGGAUUUUCUGAGAGCCCGUGGCUCUCAGACAUAAGGCUUUGGGAGUCCAGCAGGCCUCAUCCUUGUCCCAGGACACUGCUUUCUGCUGAUGGCCCAGCCAGUUUGGCUGUUUUUUAAAGACACAUCUACGGACCUGAGUUUACUUUUUAAUUUUGGCAGGUAAAUCCAAGCGCUCUGGGGCACAGAGAGUAUUCAAGCUCUUCUUCAUUUUUUUUUUUUUUUUUAAUGAAAAGUGUUAUUUUCAGGCUUCAUGCAACAGUGGAUUGUAUAAACCAGUAUUUCAUCCUUCUCUUGAUCUUACAGGAGAGAGAGAAGCAUUCUCAGUUUUGUUUCUGUUUCAAAAAGCAAUUUUUUUAAAUGGGAAAGACAAACCCCGUGUUGAUCUUGACCAAAUGCGUUUUGCACAUGUGUGAAGAAGCCUCUGUUUCUGUUGCAGGCCCUUCUUGAAGGGAUGGCCUGCUGGUCUCCAAAUGUUGAACCCCCAGUCAUACCCCAGCUCCCCACUUCCCACCUGACUUGGCACUGCAUUUGCCUGCGAUAACUGCUGCAAGUUGUGACUGGCAGGCUGGAUGGUGGCCUUUUCAUUCUCUGCCCCCAGCGGCCCCUCUGUGCUCCCUACAGACUCCCUGAGGCAGGAGAUGGGAGGCCCUGCCAAGCAGUAGCAUUAGCCCUCUGGGCUCAGCCCCUAGGAGGGUCUGGGCCUUGGGCCCUUUACAAUACUACCCACUACUUCCGUCUCACUCGCUCUUUGAAAUGGAGAGUGGAGGCCCAGUGGCUGGGAAAGCUUAGGUGGUAGGGGCCUGGCCCUGCCUCUGAGUUUCUCUCCCUGACUCUGGUAGUUUUGGUUCAGCUGCCACUUGUGGCUGCCUUGCCCCUGGAAGCCUGCCCUGCUCUGCCCAUGCCUUCUACCAGGAAGCUCACACCCAUUGCCAUCCCAGGGCAGGGGCAGGUGGGGCAAGGAUGGAUAAGUGAAAGGGGUGUGAGGCUGUGUCCACCCCAUCUCACCCCCAGUAUCCACAUAACAAGCCACGGAUUCCGUUACCUUCCUCCAGUUUUGUUCCUUCUCCAACCUCAGUUCUACCCAGGUGUCAGGACUGCCAUGGGGGGGAGGGGGUCCCUGAGGGAGUUAGCACUCCGCAUGUGAGCAAGGCCACGGAAACUCUGCCCCCUCUGCAUCUUACCUCACAGGGGUUGUUUUCAGGGAUUCUUUAAGGCAAAGGAUUAAAAUCUUGCCACAGUUGAGAAAGUGACAAAAAGCUUCCAUGCUGUACACGGUUCUCUCUCUUUUUUACUUUUAAAAAGAAAAAAACCAGGAAGAUGCAUCAGAUUUGUGUAAAUGAGGGUAUGCCAAGAGGGUGGCCAGUUUUGCUUUAUGAUCUUAUGAAGGAAAAUUUGUGACCCUACAUAUAUACACAUGCACACACACACUACACACACACACAAACAUAUACACAUAUAUAUAUCCCGAACCAGCGACGGGACUUUGUUUAUAUUGCAAAUAAAUACUAUUUUUUCUUUAAAGUGAGUUGUGUCUGAUAUAAGGGCCUGGGGCAGCAAGAGGGCACUGUGCCAGCAUCCCGGUGCCUGCGCUGUGUAAGGUAGUGACCUUGCCUGCCCAGGGCCUGCUGAGCACUGGCUGUAACUGGCCAGAGGUGCUCACAGCUGGGUGGAACAUGCAGACCUCUGGGAGAAACUGGGGUGCAGGCAUUUCCUAAGCACUUCAGGCCAUGGCAGGCAGGGGCAUUGGAACUUUCUGGGCUUUUGCUAAUUGCAUGUCAGGAAAAGGGUCUUGGAGAGGUUCUGUGGACCAAAGUGACAACUGAGCCCCAGAAUUCCCCAAGCUGCCUGCUUGGACAUAGCUCCUGUUGCUCCAGGAUCUUGACCAGGGCCCUGGCUCUUUCUCUUGCUGUUCCUGUGGGUAGUGUGGGGGGUUGGUACUUCAUUGCAAUUUAUCCCUCUCCCACUCCUUAGACUAGGACUCCAAUUACACUGAACCUCAGUCCAUGAGUGGGUUACCCUGCUUUGUUGCUCAGGCACUUGGUUUCAGCCUCCUGGAGCCUCAGUAUCCAUCUCUGUGAAAUGGGCCAAUCACAUCCAGAUACUUAGUGCUUUUAUUUGGUGCAGGAUGAGUACAUUUUUCAUUCCUGGUCUGGGCCUCAACCUGCAGGGAGAAAUCAUCUAUUCCCAGACUUCUCCAGAGCAGGUGAACUUCAGUCUGUACGGGGCCCCUUUGGAGACACAGGCCAGCCCCAGGCAGGAGCAGGGAAAACAGGAAAGGGGCCUAGAGAAGGAUGCUUUAUGGACUGCAGGCCCCAGUGGGAAACAGCCCCUUGUUACAGAUGGGGAACUAGAGGCUGCAAAGGAACCAAUGUCUCCUUUACCUUUGGCUGGAUUGAGUGGGCCCCAGGGACUUAGGUGGUCACUCACUUUCCCCAUCUGCCUCCUACUUGGCUUUAUACCUUUAGCUGUGACCAGCACUGGGCUGGCCCAGGUGGCAGGUAGGCAGACAGGGCAGUAAGGGUAAGGCAACUCCUUCCCUUCCCCAGGACUCUUCACCGGGGUCUCCAGGCUCUGCCUUCUCUGUUCCUGCCCUGUAUCUACCUGUGAGUUACAUUUGACCAAAACAUAGUCACCUUCACACACAUAGCAUCUAGGGGGCAGCUUCCGCAGGCAAAGGGAUCUGGGUUCAAAUCCCAGCUGAGUGGCUGCCAGAUCCUCACCCUUCUCACUCAGCUUUCCUAUCUUAGAAUCGGGGGAAUACUGUGGUGCUGCCAGCAGGCCUGUAGGAGCGG